Messenger RNA from Scedosporium apiospermum, 1251 nucleotides. RefSeq lists its product as uncharacterized. The transcript has 2 exons. NCBI's taxonomy places the organism in Eukaryota, Fungi, Ascomycota, Sordariomycetes, Microascales, Microascaceae. The record is from RefSeq and is a predicted model, not a curated record. The coding region runs from base 1 to 1251 and encodes 416 amino acids.
AUGAAGUUCUCGAACGCGUUACAACUCCUUCUUGCUCCCUUGGCCGUUGCCAAGUCCGCUCGCACUAGCAGGCAGAUUAGGAGGGAUCCCAACGUCGGCGUUGGCAGUGUUGCUGGCGUUGGUGGUGUUGCUGGCGUCGGUGGUGUCGCCGGUGUUGGUGGUGUUGGCGGUGUCGUUGGAGGCGUCGGUGCUAUUGGAGGCAUUGGCCUCGGUGCCAUCAGCGGCGUCAACGCCGUCAUCGUCUGGGUUAACCAGGGUGGUGGUCUUCCUCCCACCACUCUCAACCAGCAAGUGACUGUGACUCAGACCGUCACCGUCCCCGCGGGCGCUGCUCCCACCGCCAUUGCUGGCGUCGACGGUGUCUCCACCACCAUCCAGCCCGGUGCUAGCGGUGUCAUUGCCGGCACCGGUGCCACCCAUUCCGUCGACGUCGGUGGUCCUCAGGGUCUCUCCUUCUUCCCUCAGGAGGUCGCCGCCAAUGUUGGUGACAUGAUCAUCUUCACCUUCUACGGCCAGAACCACACCGUCACCCAGUCCGCUUUCGACACCCCCUGCGACCCCCUCGCCGGCGGCAUGGACUCCGGCUUCAUGGCCAACCCCGACAACACCAUUGUCCCCCCUCCCCAGGUUGCCAUGCAAGUCAUGACCACCGACGCCCUCUGGAUGUUCUGCGCCCAGGGCAACCACUGCGGCCGCGGCAUGACAUUCUCCAUCAACCCCACCGCCGCCAAGACACACGCUCAGUUCCAGGCCAACGCCAUCGCCCAGCGCGGAGGUGACCUCCCUGGCACCGCCAUCACCGGCGGAACUGGCGCUGCUCCCGCAGACAACGCCGCCCCGGCCCCUGCCCCUGCGGCUCCCGCUCCCGUCGACCCUGCCUCUUCUGCUGUGGGCUCGGCCGACCCUGCCGCCUCUUCGGUUGAUGUCGCCGCGCCUGCUCCCGUCAACCCCUCCAUCGCCUCCUCGGGCUCCAUUCCCGUCGCUUCUGCUCCCGCGUCUGUUGGCAACAGCGCUACCCUCGGUGGAGGCAUCGUUAUGGGCCAGGGCACCAUCGGAGCCGAUGGCUCUUGCCAGUGCGCCGUUCAGUGCGCCGGGGGCGCUUUCCCCGACCCUGCUACCCAGGGUCUCAACGCUUUCGGUGGUGUUGCUGGCACGAUAGACAUGAACUCUGCUGGUGUUGUCGCUGGUGCUGCCGCGCCCGCUGCUCCUGCUCCCGCUGCUCCUGCUCCCGUCACCCCUGCCCGUCGCUAA